AUGGCGUCACGCGAUUCCCCCGGCUCACCCUUGUCCUCCGUGGGCUCCAUGGAUGGAUCAGACCACGAAGAUAGUCGCGCGCACUCCCCGUCGAUGUCAAACAUGCCGCCCUCGAAGCGGCGACGUACUGGUGGCCCACCCUGGAUCAACAAAGACCGUCACACGCCGCAGUCAUCAGUAUGCGACGAGAACCACCCCCCUCCAUCCCCGACAGCCUCAAUUUCCUCCGACAGCUCCGCCGACAUCCCCAACUCUCCAAGCCUCCUUGCUCUCCUGGGCACAAACCAAGAAGAUGACUACAGCGGUCAGAGCACCGAUCAAGUUACUAUCUGCCGAUGGGACGGAUGUACAGCCGGUGACCUCGGAAACAUGGAUGGACUGGUGUCUCACCUGCACAAUGAACACAUCGGGAGCCGACAGAAACGCUACUCGUGCGAGUGGACCGACUGCACCCGCAAAGGUCAAACGCACGCCAGCGCUUAUGCCCUACGCGCACACAUGAGAAGUCACACCCGCGAGAAACCCUUCUACUGCACCCUACCAGAAUGUGAUCGCAACUUCACCCGCUCCGACGCCCUCACCAAGCACAUGCGCUCUGUCCAUGAAACGGAUACCAUGCGUCCCAAUGACGCGAUUGCCAAAGGUGGUUCCACAAUUGGCACACCUGCCUCGAAGCUUCAGCGCAUCCGUCUGAAGCUCACCCAGCCCCGUGAACCAGGUACCGAGGGAGAGCCUCAUGUCGAAGCACCGGUUGCCCCGACCGUUCCAGUAAUCCCGACUGAGCAUGAUUUGGAGGAGAACUCGAUGCCCGAAUACGGACCCGAGCUUGAUUUCGAUGAGCACGAGCUCUCCUUGCCCCCGCGGGAGCUGUAUCGUCUACUGCGUCGCCAGAUCGUAUGGGCUGGACAGGAGACAGCACAAUUGGAGACAGAGUGGGAGGGAAUUCGACCAAGGCGCGAGGCAUCAUGGCGUGAGAAAGAGGCUAUCUUGGACGAUCUGAUCGAUGCCGAGGUAGGACUUUUGAGCGCCAUGGUUGGAUCUGUCCCUCCAGCCAAUCUGACUACUAGCCUUGAGAAAUUGCAGCGGCAGCAAGAGCAGUUCCAACUUCAACAGGAGCAGCUUGCCAGGGCAGCUGAGCCUCCUCAUGUGGAUGGUGCUUAG
Molecule: messenger RNA, 1161 nt
Organism: Penicillium salamii
Lineage: Eukaryota; Fungi; Ascomycota; Eurotiomycetes; Eurotiales; Aspergillaceae
Source: the annotation of a GenBank genome assembly